AUGGUCCUCCCCCGCGGCAGCUCGGGCGCCCCGCAGCCCGGGUCGGCGCCCGCAUCGCCGCCUGCUCCUCGGGCGCGCCCGCCGGGGACCGCGGCGCCCCGCAGCCGGCCCUCGGCCGUGGUGGCUCGGCGGGCGAGCGGCGCGCCGGAGAGCGCGGCUGCCGGGCUCCCCGCCGCUGCCACACGCGUAAGUGCAGAGCAGGAGGCGCCCGGAGCGAGCGGCGACGCGGCGGCGGGGGGAGGGGGCAGGUCCCAGGGUCCUCGCGCGGCCCCGCCCUCGUCCCGGCUCACGGAGAGCGCCCCGGCCGCGAGCCCACGGCGACUCGGCGCCCCAGCGGGCGUGCCCGAGCGGCCCCGCGGCCCCGGCGCCCGGCCGGGGCGCAGGCUGCAGGCGGCGGCGGCCCAGGCGCUCCGCCUCCCAUCCGGCCGGCUAGGGCUCGGCGCGCCGGGGCGCGGGCCGCCGCUCCUUUGGGCCCCCGCGCCCGCGCGCCGCCUCCGGCUCCAACUUUACUUUCCCGGGCAGGGCGCCGGCGCCGCCGCGCGUCCUCCUCCUGCUCCUCCUCCUGCUGCUCCCGGCGCGGGCGCCCCCCGCGGUCCGCGCUCGGCCGUGCGGGCGCCGCCUCGCCUGCCUCGGCUCGCCGGAGCUGCGCCGCCUCUGCCUUCGCCUCCGCCGCCGCCGCCGUGCGCUCGGCGCGAGUGUCGCCGCCCGGGCUCGGCUUCCAACUUGGUGGCUGGAGGGGAAAGGUCGCAUGACCCAGUCCCGGCCAGCAAGAGCUCCCUGAGGACAAGCAAGAGAGGUACGAGAGGACUCACUGCCUUCCCUCCUGUUUGGUCAUGUGUGAGGAUGUGAUGCCUGGAGCCACAGCAGCUCUCUUGGGACCAGGAGGAGCUGACUACAAAGAUGACAACCCUCAGAGGACAAAGUCUGUGUCCCUAAUGCUGUUGAUCUUGAGCCUCUAAAGGAACUCACCCUGCCGCCAGCCUUUGGCCAGAUUUCUUGCCCAGGGAGGCACUGAGUGGCCUCGUUAUUCAAGGGCUUUGGGGAGGAGGGUUCCGCUGCCGCUGAAUGUACCCUCGUGGAUUUGCUGUCCCCAGCUCGAUCCUGCCUCCUUUGAGAAUCACUGUGCCAGGCUGUGGUCGGCAAAAUAACACCCCCGAAGACAUCCAUGCCCUAAUCUGGAAAACGUGGGCCUGUGUGACCUUACAUGGCAGAAGGGACUCUGCUGAUGAGAUUAAGCUCAGGCCUCUGGGAUGUGGGGUUACCCUGGAUUAUCCAAGUCAACCCCACAUAUAAUCACGAGGUCCUUCCAAGUGAAUGAGGCAAGCGGGUUGGCAUUGGAGGAGAUGUGGCAGCAGAAGCAGAGGGUGGAGUGAUGGAAGGAGGGCCACGAGCCCAGGAGAGCGGGCUCCUCUAGAAGGGAAAGACGAGGAGACGGAUCCUUGAGAAUCUAGAGACCAGCCCUGCCAGGCCAUUUGUGCUUCUGGACUCUAGAACCACGAGGUAAUAAAUCUGCUGUUAGAA
Molecule: messenger RNA, 1521 nt
Organism: Phacochoerus africanus (Common warthog)
Lineage: Eukaryota; Metazoa; Chordata; Mammalia; Artiodactyla; Suidae
Product: basic proline-rich protein-like
Exons: 3
Coding region: 1-849 (282 amino acids)
Source: RefSeq, a predicted model, not a curated record